Xylaria bambusicola is the source of this 2285-nucleotide messenger RNA. RefSeq names its product Pro-kumamolisin. Gene Ontology annotation, molecular function: serine-type endopeptidase activity; tripeptidyl-peptidase activity. The transcript is spliced from 4 exons. The record is from RefSeq and is a predicted model, not a curated record. Gene Ontology annotation, biological process: proteolysis. Lineage: Eukaryota; Fungi; Ascomycota; Sordariomycetes; Xylariales; Xylariaceae. Bases 170 to 2158 code for a protein of 662 amino acids.
UUUCACGCAAUUAGACUACCUUGUCCUAUGAUGGGCAUGAGGGCGUUCUCGUAUUGCAGGGUUGGUUGCUAACGACGAUCUCUUUCCAUUACUCGCCCACGGGCCAAUCGUCUAAGAAACCUUCCCUGUCCUGUAUUAUCGUUCUGCAUCAGAGUCCUCUAAUCAGUGAAUGUCUUACCCAGCUUGCCGCCUCGUUCUGUUACAAUUCGCAACUGCAAUCUUCAUCGUGAUGAUGCCUCGUAGUACACUUGCCAUACUGUUGUUUGCUUGUCUCUGCAUAUCAGGUGUUUCUUCUUCUAAACAUGGGCAAGAGGCUGCACGAGUAACCGAGUCGAUUUUCCCACCCCCGCGGUGGAGAAAAUCCAACCUCGCUAAGGAUGAUACCGUCAUCCACCUUAACAUUGGGCUUCGACAUGAUGGCUAUCAUGAGCUUGAAAGACGACUAUAUGAAGUAUCAAGCCCCUCGCACAGCCAGUAUGGCCGACAUUUGACGAGGAAAGAGCUAGAAAAACUGCUAAGACCUCCUCAGGAAACUAUAAAUUUAGUUCGAGAUUGGUUAUAUGGUAGGGGGAUCACUCAAGUGAACUAUUCAUCUGGUGGAGAUUGGAUCACCGCAUCGGCGCCAGUCAGACAAGUUGAGGCACUGCUGGAUUGCCGAUAUCAUGAGUUUUUGAAUAUUGAAAACAACGAAACUAUAAUUCGCACCCUCAAAUGGUCUAUGCCAGAAUAUCUUCGAGAACACGUUGACGUGAUUCAGCCGACUAACUCUUUCUUUCGCGCUAUGCCACAAGACCGUUAUGGAGGAAUACCUCAACCAGAUUGGGAGCGAAACAGAAGGGUUCCGACGUAUGAGGAGCUCGUGGAAGAAGAUCUCGUGGAUCGCGGCCAUCUAGAUACUCCCACGAUCGAAGAAUUGCCCGCUAACCCAACGAUUAAAGAUGCUUGCAAUAGACUUGCUGUCACGCCUCUUUGUCUUCGAGUACUCUACGGGACUUUUGGCUAUCGGGUACAGAACGAUACCAACAAAGUAGGCGUUGUCAAUUUCUUGGGAAAUGGGAAUAACCGUUCAGAUAUUAUGCGUUAUUUGAAGGUGUAUCGCCCUGACGCCCUAGAGGGCGGAGGUACCGAUUAUUUUGAGACCACCCUUGUAGCGGGCGCAACAGAUGAGCAAACGCCAAAUACCCCAGAACAGUUUGACCAACGUAUGGGUCUCGAGAGUGCAUUGGACAUUGAGACUCUCCUUGGUGUCGCCUACCCCGUGCCUAUCAUUGCAUGGAACGUCGGAGGCAAGCCGCCAUUCCGACCUAGCCAGAACAAACCCCAAAAUACCAAUGAGCCGUACAUGGACUGGCUCAACUAUGUACUUGCACAAGAUCACCUGCCGCAGGUCAUAUCUAUAUCAUACGCUGAUGAGGAGCAGACCGUGCCCGAAAGCUAUGCGAAAAGAGUCUGCGCUGCAUUCGCCCAACUCGGGGCCCGAGGUGUCAGCGUCAUCGUUGCAAGCGGUGAUGAAGGUGUUGGUAAGGAUGGCCGAUGCUACAGUAACGACGGAGAAAACAAGGCGAAAUUUAUGCCUACCUUUCCGGCGUCGUGCCCUUUCGUCACUGCAGUCGGAGGCACGAGGAACUUCAACCCCGUCAUUGCUGGAUUUGAUGCGAGGGGCGGGUUUGUAACAGGAGGUGGAUUCAGCGACUACUUUCCUCGUCCGAAAUAUCAAAACGAUGCCGUAAAGCCGUACAUUGAGGGCGUGAAUACCACGUAUGACGGACUUUAUAACCCACAAGGACGCGGCAUACCAGACGUCUCGGCAAUGGCUUACCAUUACUCAAUUGUUUGGAAUGGCACAUCACACUUGGUCGAUGGGACCAGUGCUUCAGCUCCUACAUUUGCGGCCAUAAUUUCCCUGAUUAAUGACAACCUUCUUAACGAAGGGCGGCCGCCGUUGGGGUUCUUGAACCCAUGGCUUUAUACCUCGGCAAGAGAUGGUUUUCGGGAUGUAGUGCAUGGCUCCAAUCGCGGUUGUGGAACACAAGGUUUUGAGGCCGUGCCCGGAUGGGAUGCUGCCACUGGGCUUGGUACACCUUGGUUUCCUAGGUUACGAGAGGUGGCGUUGAAUACAACUUUCCGGUGGCAGCACCCAUGGUAUAUAGUGGAGUAAGAAUGGUUCAUUUGAAUUUGAAGACAAGAUAUAAGCUGGUAUAUUAGAAAUUUUGUCUCGUUAUGCUUGCACCGAGGUUCUUAAUCAUGUCAUGUAACUAUUUGCAAGGUGAUUGCCCAUAAGCUGA